AUGGCGCCGGCCAAUGCGAGACCAGGCACCGGGAAAGGCGUGCCGGUGCGGUCCGCGAAUGCGAAGGUGAAGCCUAUCCCUACACCAGCUGCAGGCGGCCAAGCGCUGAAAAACCGGCCGGGUCGGCCUGCAGGCAAAGCUAAUCCGAAGCAGAAGCAGUCACCUGAGCGGACUGUGGCGCCAAAGACUGCGCCGCACGUGCCUCCAAGGAGCGUGGGAGCAGCCAAGGCUGUCCAAACGCCUCCGCUGGCGUCCCCGGCUUCUGCUCAGUCGCGACAGAGGUCACCGGCCUCCGGCCCUGGCGGCCCAGGCCCUCAGGGGCCCCAGAGCCAGGAAAGGCCGCGUCCGAAAGUGCCGCAAAGGAGCUCGACAGGACAGCAGGCCGCAGCACAGCCGAGUUCGCGGCGCCCCAGCCUCCAUGAGCUCCGUGCUCCGCGAGAGGCCCUGAGGGAGCAGAGGCCGGUGGAGCGACGGCCUCCGCCUCCGCCGCCGGAGCCGACUGCGAGCCUCUCUGCAGUGUCCGCUUCCUCGGCGUCCCUGAGAUCAUCCUUUUCGGACGGCUUAAGCGGUAUCCAAGCAAAGGUGGCCAAGGCCAGUUCGGAGCCCCGACUGCCGACAUGUUUGGCAUACUUGGGCGUCCCGAGCCGCACGCCGCGAACUCCCGCCGUGCGGACCACAAAGCCACAGGGCCGUGGCCCUUCGAGCCCCUUGGUGGCCGAGUGGGAGCAAGCGAUCGGGGAGCGAGCUGCACUCUACCCGAUCUGUGCCAUGACACCCCAAGAGGCACAGGACUGGGGCGCACGGGGCCAGGGCCAGUCCCGCUGGCACCACGACAGCUCGCUGAUCAGCGCCGUGGUCUUCGGAAAUCCUACGUGCCAAGAGCGGCGGCGCACGCGGCCUGGCUCCGUGGAUCCGGGGCUCAAUCUGCCUGGGUGCGUGUCUGCGGGUCGCCCUACGUCUCGCUCUAGCGAGGGUCGUCGUACACCCCGGUCUCCCGCCUCUCCCGCCACACGGUUUGAAGACGACAGCAUUUCUAUUCGGUCUGCGACGGAGACCGACAGGUACACGCCUCGGGCUCGUAAGCGGGUUCCCGGCCUCUCCGAUUCCAGCACUGUGGUGGGAGAGCUCCUGUUUCAGAACUCGCAUGUUUCUCAAGAGGAGGCCGAGGCCCCCUUCUGGGAGGGCUGCGCUGGCCAGCCGAGCGAGGCUCGGGACAGGACGUCCUCGAAGCAGGUGGCCACGCUCUGGGACCUCCAGGGCUACGCAGGUUUGGGCUUAACGCCCCGAAGCCGCGCCAGCCGCGCCAGCCGCAGCGAGCCCGAGAGCCCCUCCUCGCGCUCCUCGGCCAUCGAGCCGACGAGGUCCUCCAUCCGGAUCAUCCGUGGUGGCUCCGAGGGCCACUUCCGCAUCCAGGAGGCCUCCCCACUGUGGCAAGGUGAUGCAGAAGAGGCCGAGCGGCCGAACAGCUACCGAUCCUUGCACGACGGGGCGGCUGGGAGGCGCACCUGGCGGGAGUCCUCCCACGGGAAGCGGAGCUUCGGCGGGGAGGAGGAUGACAUCUGCCAGCGGCACCCGAAUUCGGCUGGACAGGCCCGAUGCCGGUCACAGCAGGGCAUGCGCCGGCAGUUUCCAUCUGCACGUGCAAGACAGGCCAGCCUGGAUGACCUGGAGCCUCGACCUUCGCGACGAGGUAGCAUCCAGUCCAGCCAGGCUUCCGGCGAGCCGGAGCCCGGGCCAAGCCAGGCCGAGGUGCGGAGCUUCCGGGGGCGGACUGCGCAAGUCCCCAGUCGGCCCGACCUCCUCUCCCCGGAGCCGGAGAUCUUGCCUUCGCCCAGGCCUCGGGUGGCCAUCGAGGAGGGCGGCGGUCGGGGGUCCCCCUUGGUCGCGGACGACCUCCACCAUGUCCUGGCCAGGGCCCCAGAAUCGAAGCUGAAGAAGCAGAAGCGCGAGCUGACAGAGGCAACACGCAAUCUGGUGUCUGAGAGCAUCCACAACAGCCGGUUCUGCAAGCAUCUGGGAGAGCAGGUGGUGAACUCCUUGUGUGACCGCCUGGAAUUCUAUGCUUUCGCCGCCGGGGAUAUCAUCAUUCGCCAGGGGGAGCAGGGGGACCACCUCUUCAUUACGGAGGCGGGCGACCUGGAGGUGUCCAUCGAUGGCAAAGUGAUCAACUCCAUGGGCCCAGGUGAUGCCUUCGGAUGCAUGGCGCUGCUGUAUAACGUUCCGCGUUCCGCCACGGUGACAGCCAAAGAGGAUGCUGGCCUGUGGCUCUUGGGCGGCAGCUACUUUCGCAAACUGGUGCGCGAGCACUCAGAAAAGACCCAGAAGGAAAAUCUGCGGCUUCUCGAGCAAGUGCACGUUCUGGAUGGACUGUCCAACGCGCAGAAGUCGCAUGUGGGAUCGGUAGCGCUGCUCAACGAAACCUUCACAGCAGGGUCGGUGGUGGCAGAGUUCGGGGAGGAGUGCAAGCGGCUCUGGGUUGUGAAGAGGGGCACUCUCAGCGUCGUGGACGGUGGCGAGCGGAUAGGCAAGAAGCUGUCCGGGGGCGACAAGGUCCGCGAGGUCUGUGCAGGCGGCUGCUUUGGCGAGCAGUAUCUCAAGAUCGACGCCUCCAAGAGGAUCGAGGUAAACCUAGUUGCUGCAACUGACUGCGACGUGGUCUGCGUGCUGAUCGACAAGCUGGCAUCUCUUCUAGGUGAGGGGGAUGUGGCCCAGCUGCUUGAAAGGGCAUAUGCGACCAAGCUGCAGAGUACUGCUUCACCAAGUCAGAUGCUCUGCAGUUCCAAGGCCUACGAAUCACCGAAGGCCUCGGCGAAGAAUGCGCUUCGGCCGGAUCGCCUUGUGGCGGGCGAGACGGGGGGCAGGAUCGCGCUGGUCCCGCUCGAGGGCAUCGCGCGGAGUCUCUCGGGAGACAUGGAGUUGCCCGAGCCCGCAGAGUUGAUGGUCACCAUAAAGAUUCUGGAGAUUGCUAGUGAAAUUGUUGUGAUCCAUUCGGUCUGCUCCAUCUCCAAGGCUCUCGACUCCACGGACCCCUGGAGACCCGGGGAGAUCGUCUUUGACCAAGGAGAAGACGGCGACAAGUUCUACAUCGUCAUGUCCGGGGGAGUGCGUGUCGAUGUGGACGGAGUCUUGCUACGCGAGCUCGGCAAAGGUGCCUGUUUCGGUGAGCGGGCUCUGCUCUUCGACGAGAAGCGGUCGGGGAAGGUUACCGUCACAGAGCCGGACACUCGGUUCUGGGUGGGCACCCGGGAUGUCUUCGAGAAGUUCGUGACGAAGAACAUGAGAGACGACCUCCGGGAACGAGCGAAGCUCCAGGACUGGACGCUGUCGCUGAAGAACCUGAGGCACGUGCGGAUGAUCGGUGUUGGCGCCUUUGGGUCUGUGCGCCUUGUGGAGCACGUGAAGACUGGGGCACGAUAUGCUCUCAAGCGGAUCAAGAAGGAGGACGGCCAGGUCCCCAUGGAGAUCCAGGAGGAGUGCAACCUCCUUGGCAUGGCGAGCCAUCCUUUCGUCCUGCAACUCGUGAAGUCCUUUCAGACGGAGAAGAGCUUGUACAUCCUCACCGAGCUCAUCACCGGGGGGCAGCUCUACGAACAGAUGCGGGACAAGAUGGGCACCGCCAGUCGCCGACACGCCCAGUUCUACACAGGCUCAUUGGUCCUCAUCCUCGAAGCACUGCACCUGGCGGGCGUGGCCUACAGGGAUCUGAAGCCGGUGCCGCGGCUUCUGGGAGCUGAGGGGGGGGGGCUUUGGGCUUUCGGUGGCAUAAGAGCUUCUUUAAACGAGACCCUGUUUCAGGGCCCUAUAGUGCCCUCUAAGGGUCUCUAG
Symbiodinium sp. CCMP2592 is the source of this 3825-nucleotide messenger RNA. Lineage: Eukaryota; Dinophyceae; Suessiales; Symbiodiniaceae. The record is from the annotation of a GenBank genome assembly.